GACCCUCCGUGCCGCACGAGGCGGGCAGCUGCGGCGCGGCGGCGGGCUCGCUGGGAGACGGGGACGCGGCCGCGGGCGGCGUGGCGCCCCUGCCGCAGCCGCAGAAGGCGGGGGGCUCCGGCGCGGAGGCGGAUGCCGCGCGGCUGGCGUUCGACCUGGCCGCGAGCGCGCACGACCUGGCCGCGAGGCUCGAAGGCCGCGGCAUCCGCGCCUCCUCGGAGGCGGUGGUGGCGCAGCUGCAGCAGGGCUGGGGCGAGAGCGUGUGC
Prorocentrum cordatum is the source of this 266-nucleotide messenger RNA. NCBI's taxonomy places the organism in Eukaryota, Dinophyceae, Prorocentrales, Prorocentraceae. The record is from the annotation of a GenBank genome assembly.